Homalodisca vitripennis (glassy-winged sharpshooter) is the source of this 372-nucleotide messenger RNA. RefSeq lists its product as uncharacterized. The transcript has 3 exons. The coding region runs from base 22 to 372 and encodes 116 amino acids. The record is from RefSeq and is a predicted model, not a curated record. Lineage: Eukaryota; Metazoa; Arthropoda; Insecta; Hemiptera; Cicadellidae.
UCUGUCAGACCGCAGUCAGCGAUGUGUCCGCAGCCACUGCUGAUCCUCUUGGCCAUCCUGCUACCAUGGGCAGAAGUCGGGGCCAACAAGAUAGACGACAUGCUGCCAGCAAUCCUGGAGAGGUUGAGCGCAGUUCAGGAAGUGCUGGCCCCGCUGCCUAAGGAAGUCCUGGAGGAGGCGAUCUACCACACUGCCUCCUACUACAUCCCUAUAGACUCCGAGACUGGAGGUCUGCCGCAACCACAGUGCACUUCUGUUCGACAGCUUCCUCCGUUACGAGAUAUGGGCCCUGAAGACGUCCCGUGCUGCCCACGUUACGGCCUGGACUUGAUGAUCUCUAGUGUGGUUUCCCUCCUCCUGUACUCCAGGUGA